Arctia plantaginis is the source of this 2007-nucleotide messenger RNA. NCBI's taxonomy places the organism in Eukaryota, Metazoa, Arthropoda, Insecta, Lepidoptera, Erebidae. The record is from the annotation of a GenBank genome assembly.
AUGACAACUCGCCGGGGGGCUGGUUAUCUCAAAAGGGCAGACACAGACCGGUUACAUGAAAUAUUCUUGAAGUACGCAACUGCUGAGAAGAACGGAGAGAAAUGCAUCACUAGUGAAAAUUUUGUUCGAAAUUUCCUAGGAUUAUUUAAUGAAGAUGACUACAACAAGGAAUCUGUGGAGCUCAUCGCGGGCAUCGUGGACAUGGACAAAGACGGGUUCAUCACGUUCUCCGAGUUCCAGGCCUUCGAGGGGCUGCUGUGCGUCCCGGACGCUCUGUACAAGACCGCCUUCCAGCUCUUUGAUACAAACGGCAAUGGACUUGUUGCUUUUGACGAAUUCGCAGAAGUUAUGCGUAAAACUGCAUUGCAUAAAAAACUUCCAUUCAAUAUGGAGAGCACCUUCGUCCGUCUGUACUUUGGCAAAGACAAGAAGCGUCUUGUAACAUAUCCAGAGUUCAGUCAGUUCCUUCACGACUUCCACGAGGAGUAUGGACUAGAAGCUUUUAAGCGAUGUGACAAAGAUGAAACUGGAUUUAUCAGUGCGGGAGAUUUCAGAGAUAUUAUGCUGUCGGUCAAGAAACAUCUAUUAACGAAAGACUUGAUGACAAAAGUUCUGAAUGCUUCUGGUUUCCAAGGUGAACGUAAAAUCAGCUUUCCUUACUACAUGGCUUUUAAUUCCUUAUUAAACAAUAUGGAGCUAAUCAAACGAGUAUAUCUUAACGCGACGAACGGGCAUCGAACCCAAGAAGUAACGAAGGAAGAGUUUCUGCAUUCCGCGCAGAUGAUGUCGCAAAUCACACCACUUGAAGUUGACAUUCUGUUUGCUUUGUGUGACACAAUUCAUCAUACAAAUGGUCGAAUCAUCUAUAAAGACUUAAUUGCAAUUACACCAGAACAAUACUUCAAGCACGUCAAACGUUACGUAACUGAAAUUAAAGCAGUCUCCAGCCCAGAGGAGCGAAGUAUAUUUAUUCAAAUAUUGGAGAGCACGUACAGAUUCACAUUGGGUUCCAUUGCUGGUGCCGUGGGUGCUUCGGCUGUAUACCCCAUCGAUUUAGUAAAGACCCGCAUGCAGAAUCAGCGCACCGGCUCAUUCAUCGGUGAAGUGGCUUAUAGGAAUUCAUGGGAUUGUUUCAAGAAAGUCAUCCGACACGAAGGGUUCUUCGGUUUAUACAGAGGACUGGUGCCGCAAUUAAUUGGUGUUGCACCCGAGAAGGCCAUAAAGUUGACGGUAAACGACCUCGUCCGGGACAAAUUCACAGACAAGAAAGGAAAUAUAUCGAUAUAUGGAGAAAUAUUGGCUGGUGGUUGUGCUGGUGGCUGUCAAGUAAUAUUUACGAAUCCAUUAGAAAUAGUCAAAAUCCGUCUACAAGUGGCAGGAGAAAUUGCUGGUGGACAAAAAGUGCGUGCUUGGUCCGUAGUGAAAGAUUUGGGACUGUUCGGGUUGUACAAGGGUGCUAAGGCAUGCUUGCUAAGGGAUGUACCCUUUAGUGCUAUUUACUUCCCGGCCUAUGCUCAUGUUAAGGCUAAAUUCGCGGACGAGAACGGUUACAACCACCCGCUGACGCUGCUGGCUGCGGGAGCCAUCGCGGGCAUACCCGCUGCCUCGCUCGUCACACCUGCUGACGUCAUCAAGACUAGGCUCCAGGUUGUAGCACGAUCAGGCCAAACAACGUACAAUGGUGUGAUAGACGCCACUAGAAAGAUAUACGCUGAGGAGGGUGCUAGAGCCUUUUGGAAAGGAGCCUUGGCACGCGUGUGCCGAUCUUCCCCACAGUUUGGUGUAACGCUACUAACUUAUGAAGUAUUACAGCGCCUAUUCUAUGUUGACUUCGGUGGAACGCGGCCGAGCGGGUCGGAGCUGCACGUGGCCACGAACGUGGAGGACGCGCCCGCCAAGCCGCAGCACAUCGGCGGCUACCAGGUGGCGCUGCCCGUGCUCACCGGCCUCGAGACCAAGUUCGGCAUCUCGCUGCCGCGCUGGUCCAGCGGCAAGCCGCAGCCGUAG